Messenger RNA from Colletotrichum phormii, 1058 nucleotides. RefSeq lists its product as uncharacterized. NCBI's taxonomy places the organism in Eukaryota, Fungi, Ascomycota, Sordariomycetes, Glomerellales, Glomerellaceae. The record is from RefSeq and is a predicted model, not a curated record. Bases 391 to 945 code for a protein of 184 amino acids. The transcript has a single exon.
GCAUACUGGCAGGGGUGGGGUAUACGAAGAUACGGAACGGAACCUUGUGGUAUGUACACGUUCCUUGAUGGCGCUCUAGGUGAAGCAUCUUUUUGGGAACUUUAGCUUGGAGAGUUGGAGAAGUGGUAACCCCAGGUGCGGGACUGUCAUCCAUUCCACAACAAAAGGCUCCAAUGGGCUGGCAACGUGGGGGGGAUAGGAGAAGAGAAGGAGAUGUCGGGUGUCGGGUGUCAUGGCAUCCUGGCAACGUGGACUUUGGUGUGGGUUGCCUCUAGUGGCAUAUAGCGAAGUUUCCUUUUAGACGGUCCGGAUGCUGCCUAUGACAGGGUAACGGGACGAAAACUAAGACGGCGGCUGCAGAUGAGCUGAGGAAUUGCGGGUUUUCCUUGCAUGUUCUUUUGGCGGCGAGAGGUUGAUCUGUGGGUGGUGCUGGUGAUUGUGCGUGGGGAGAAGAGGUGGUCUGAUUUUCUGAACGCAACUCGACUGCGGCCAUGGCACCAGGCGACAUGUAGCCGACGUCACCUCAUGCCCCACGUCGAUAUCGGUUGUGAUCCUGUCCGCGUCAUGGUACUUGAUUUGCCUUGUCAAUCCGUUUUCAGGAGAUGGAGGAAGAUGUUUUUAGAUCCAAUGGCUUUUUGGGUCAGGAACGCUUGCUGCACCUUGGUGGUUGAGGUCUCAGUAAGUGGAGGAAGUACGGAGGAAAACAGUAGGAGAAGUGAAGUCGGGGCAGCAGCGGGCCGAGCAGAAUCGCCGCUUCGGGACAUGGUACGGUACCUUCAAGGUACGUAUUCGGCACCGUCGGCAGCUGCCGUUCGCCGGCCCGGCCUAUCCAUGGUGAGCCAAGGUGAAGACGGUGACUGGAAAGGUGAGGGAGGUGCUGAUGGGAGAGAAACACCAUUGCUGUCAAGCGCUGCACACGUCUCUCCAUUACAACUCGCAACGUAACGCCUGCACAUUAUCGGUAGCUCUGCCCAGUCCGAGCUGCCGGGCCAAUCUGUGUUACACCAACACAUUUCCGACCCAAUUCAACCCAUCCAUGCCCGCGUCCGAAAGCCUCA